CCUGCAUCUGCUGUGUACUGUACUAGUAAUUAGUAAAAAGUGUUGAAUAAUUUUCUAUGAAUGAAGUUCAGUGAGAAAUUAUAAAUAUGGUGCGAGCUAAGGGGGAAGAAAUGUGCAUUAAGCAUGGUUUUACUAGAAUCUAGCAAAGUUAAUGCAAUCUUUUGAUGAAUAAGUCUCAAAACCCAAAUGUGGUUGAACAACAAUUACCUUAUUUUGAGAGUUACUAAGGAGAAGUUCUUUUUACCUCAAAACCAUGCACUAAAAUUUCUUGCUACAUUGUGUUUUUAGAGUAUUUAAAGAGGAGUAGUUGCCUCCCAUUAUAUUUUGUUGCUUCUGCACAAAAAACCUGUUCAUAACUAGCUCAUGGAGUCUUGGUGCUGCAGAAUUGUCUUGGUUUUUGUUCUUGGAUUUUCAAUCUUUUUUGCUUCUUCUGCUGAAAAAGCCCCACAUUAUACCUUUGUUAAACCAGCAACAUUAGCUCCUCAAGUUUCCUACUUUGAUUACAUAGUUGUGGGUGGGGGAACAGCCGGGUGUUCACUAGCAGCAACACUUUCAAAUGGUGCAACUGUUCUGUUGCUAGAAAGAGGUGGUGUCCCUUAUGGAAACAAGAACGUAGAAGACAUAGGCUCGUUCGGAGCUAAUUUAGCUAAUGUCUCACCAGCUUCACCAUCUCAAGGAUUCGUGUCUGAAGACGGAGUCCUAAACGCGCGUGCUCGUGUCCUAGGUGGAGGAUCUGCAAUCAAUGCUGGGUUUUACACAAGGGCUCCCCCGGAAUAUGUGGCGAGGGUUGGAUGGGAUUACGCUUUGGUGAACCAAUCUUAUGCUUGGGUUGAGAGAAAGGUGGCUUUUGAGCCUCCUAUGCUGCAAUUUCAGACUGCAGUUAAAAAUGGAUUGCUUCAAGCAGGAGUGCAGCCUUAUAAUGGAUUUACUUAUGACCACAUUCGUGGUACAAAAUUUGGAGGGACUAUCUUUGAUAGAAGUGGUUACAGGCAUACUGCUGCUGAUUUGCUAGAGUAUGCAGAUCCUCGACGUGCUACAGUUUACCUUUAUGCAACAGCUCAGAAAAUCUUGUUCAGUAGAAAAGAGCUUGGGAAACCAAGAGCAUUUGGAGUGGUAUUCAAGGAUUCAGUUGGAGUAAUGCACAAAGCAUUUCUAAGACCAGGACCCAAGAAUGAGGUGAUUAUAUCAGCUGGUGCACUUGGUAGCCCACAAAUGCUAAUGCUAAGUGGGAUUGGUCCAGCUACUGAGCUCUUGUUCCACGGCAUCGAAGUCGUGUUAGACCAGCCCGAGGUUGGCCAAGGAAUGGCUGAUAAUCCCAUGAAUAUCCUUUUCGUUCCUUCUCCUGUUGGUGUCGAAACAUCCCUAAUUCAAGCUGUUGGAAUCACUCAGUUUGACAGUUACAUUGAAGCAGCAAGUGGCUCAAGCAAUAUCCGGGCUUUUAUGCAGAACCUUCCUGCUGCUGCUCAGAUGCUGGCUUCCCAGGCUAGUCAAUCCGAUGGGCCUAACGUGAUAACUACACAAGAUGAUUUAGAUAAAGCAAUUGAAUACAUGCAUUCUCUUUUAAAUGGAACCAUCCAUGGGGGAGUUCUCCUAGAAAAGAUAUCUGGUCUGCGUUCUUCAGGAUAUCUACAUCUAACAACUUUAGAUCCAGAUGAUAAUCCAGCAGUAAGAUUCAACUACUUCCAAGAUCCAGCAGACCUAGAAAAGUGUGUUAUGGGAAUGGAAACCAUAAUAAAGGUUAUAGAAUCAGAACCAUUUUCACAGUUCCGCGUACCAGGAAUGACAGUACAAUCACUCAUAAACAUCGUGGUUAACUUCCCUCUAAACUUACGGCCUAGACAUUUUGGCACUGCACUUUCCUUGGAGCAAUUUUGCAUUGAUACAGUAUUGACAAUAUGGCACUAUCAUGGAGGUUGUCAAGUUAAUAAAGUUGUUGAUAAGGAUUAUAAGGUUCUUGGAACAGUAGGUCUACGAGUGAUUGAUGGGUCUACGUUCUAUGAGUCUCCAGGAACCAAUCCUCAGGCAACGGUCAUGAUGCUUGGAAGAUAUAUGGGACAAAGGAUUCUAGCAGAAAGACGAUAGGACUAAAAAGGCCGAGAAGGAAACAGAAGAAAACCUGAUUCUUUGUCUAAGGAAGCAGAAGAAUACAUGAUUCUUUGUUUUGUCAGAAAAAAAAGGACCCAGAAUUUGAUUGUCUAUAAUGUGGUUGUUUACACGACAUUCUCAUUUGGUCUGGUGUAACCAGAUCUUUACAAAACAUAUGACUUAUUCUAUUCAAAAUAAAAUCAUAUUUUGAAGAA
This is a messenger RNA of Beta vulgaris subsp. vulgaris (sugar beet), 2300 nucleotides long. RefSeq names its product protein HOTHEAD. Gene Ontology annotation, molecular function: flavin adenine dinucleotide binding; oxidoreductase activity, acting on CH-OH group of donors. Bases 364 to 2082 code for a protein of 572 amino acids. The transcript has 5 exons. Lineage: Eukaryota; Viridiplantae; Streptophyta; Magnoliopsida; Caryophyllales; Amaranthaceae. The record is from RefSeq and is a predicted model, not a curated record.